Nannizzia gypsea CBS 118893 is the source of this 8736-nucleotide messenger RNA. Its product is annotated as fatty acid synthase S-acetyltransferase. The transcript has 15 exons. The coding region runs from base 1 to 8736 and encodes 2911 amino acids. Gene Ontology annotation, biological process: fatty acid biosynthetic process; secondary metabolite biosynthetic process. NCBI's taxonomy places the organism in Eukaryota, Fungi, Ascomycota, Eurotiomycetes, Onygenales, Arthrodermataceae. The record is from RefSeq and is a predicted model, not a curated record. Gene Ontology annotation, molecular function: fatty acid synthase activity; oxidoreductase activity.
AUGGGCUCAAUUGCAAUCGAAGAGUUCGAAAAAAACCAGACAUUCGAUGGUAUGAAUCAUUUACACCACGGUGAAACGAAUGGUAUAUCCGAUGCAUCUAUCCGCGUUGACCUAGGAUUACACGGAGUGGUCCCUCCUGUCGCUAUCGUGGGCAUGGCAAUGAGGCUCCCGGGCAGCAUCCACUCUGCUGAGGAAUUUUGGGAAUUCCUGGUAAAAAAAGGAGAUGCACGCAGUCGAGUUCCCGAAUCCCGGUUCAACAUCGAUGCUUUCCACGACAGCUCGAAACCUGGCUCGGUCAAAACCGAGUAUGGCUACUUUUUACACGAGGACCCAGCAUAUGUAGAUGCGCCAUUUUUCUCGAUGAGCAAGUAUGAAGCCGCGAAUCUAGACCCGCAGCAGAGACUCCUACUCGAGGUAGUUUGGGAAUGUUUGGAGACUGGUGGCCAAACCGGGUGGCGUGGGAAAGAUAUUGGAUGCUUCGUUGGCUCCUUUGGAGAAGAUUGGCUAGAUAUGUCAAGCAAAGAUACCCAAGAUAUUGACAGGAUUCGAGCACUAGGUACCGGAGACUUUGCACUCUCAAAUCGUAUUUCUUACGAGUAUGAUUUAAAGGGUCCCAGUAUGACAUUUCGAACCGGCUGCUCAGCUUCUAUGGUCGCUCUGCAUGAAGCAUGUCGUUCUCUUUAUUCAAGAGAAUGCUCUGCUGCCAUUGUUGCUGGAAGUAAUCUUGUUCUUGCUCCGACCAUGUCAACCACCAUGUCUGAUAACAUGGUCCUUUCCCCCGACGGAAUCUGCAAAUCUUUUGAUGCCAGUGCCGACGGCUAUGGGAGAGGCGAAGCCAUAAAUGCUGUUUUUAUAAAACGACUUGACGAUGCAAUCAGAGACGGCGACCCAAUUCGUGCUGUUAUUCGCUCAACGACGACAAACUGUGACGGUAGAACGCCUAAUAUCACAACACCUGGAGCAGAAACUCAGGAACAACUUAUACGUCAGGCUUACAGCCAGGCAAAGAUCCAUGAUAUCUCAGAAACUGCUUUUUUUGAAUGCCAUGGAACCGGAACGGUUAUUGGCGAUACCACUGAGCUAUCAGCCGUUGCUACGCUCUUCCAGGGGAAAGGAGUAUACAUUGGGGCGGUCAAACCCAACAUAGGACACUCGGAAGGCGCCUCAGGGCUAACGGGAAUAAUCAAAGCGACCUUAGCCCUCGAGAACAAGACAAUACCACCAAAUAUACAUUUCAAUAGUCCGAACCCGAAGAUACCCUUUGAAAAUUCUAAGCUCCAGGUGCCCGUGGAACCACUGCCAUGGCCAAAGGAUCGAAGUGAACGAGUAAGCAUCAACUGUUUUGGGAUUGGUGGCACGAACGUACAUGCAAUCUUGGAUUCGACUGCAUCAUUUUUACCAGUAAAUGGUAACCGCCACACUCUUUCCGCAAAGCACAGUGGACCCCGGCUCCUCGUUCUAUCAGCGAAUUCGCAACAUUCUCUCCAUCGACAAAUCGAAAGAUUGAACUCUUACCAGCAAAGUCGGCCAGGAAUAUCUAAUGAUAUAUGCUUUACCCUUGGCACUAGAAGAGAACAUCUCAAGCAUAGGGCGUUUACAGUUCUGAAGGACGAAGAAAAUAUUGAUGUUGCAAAUUUCGAGAUGUCUCUGUCUACCAAAGCACGGAACAUGAUAUUUAUCUUCACUGGCCAAGGAGCGCAGUGGCCGGGUAUGGGUAAACAACUGCUGUUAGAACUCGAUACCUUCCGGAGUGACAUUAAGGCUAUGGAUAGAGCUUUGAGAAUGCUAAAGAAUCCUCCUUCUUGGAACAUAGAAGAGGAGCUCUUGAAAACUGGCAACCCUACCAGGGCCGAUGAACCUGAAUUCGCCCAAACUCUUUGCACGGCUGUGCAAAUCGGUCUAUCAAACCUAUUAAAAAGGUGGGGGAUUAUCUCUGCUGGAGUAAUCGGUCAUUCGAGCGGAGAGAUUGCUGCCGCUUACUCUGCUGGUGCGAUUACUAUGGAGUCAGCUAUCAUAAUCUCUUACUAUCGUGGACAGGCUGCGAAAUCAAUUUCUAUGGAUAAGAGUAAAGUGCAAGGCGGUAUGGCUGCCGUUGGGCUCGGCCCAGAAAAGGUGAAGCGGUAUUUAACGGAUGGCGUGGUUGUGGCCUGUGAAAAUAGCCCCCAGAGUGUGACGCUUUCUGGGGAUAGUGAUAAACUCGACAUGGUCCUUUCGGAUAUUCAGUCCGCCAACAAAGAUGUUUUCUGCAGGCGUCUUCGUGUGGGAAUUGCUUAUCAUUCUCAUCAUAUGCAAAGCUUGGCUGAGAUAUAUCAUGAACUAAUAAAGCCUCACAUAACAUUUAGCGAUAUCAUGAUUCCACUUCAUUCUAGCGUGACGGGUAAGACUGUUGUUACGCCAUCUCAAUUGGAUGCGAGCUAUUGGGUUCAGAAUUUACUAUCUCCCGUUCUGUUUUUGACUGCAGUUGAAACUUUUUUCAAUGGAAAUAUUGGAAACACCGCCUUUCUGGAAAUCGGCCCUCACUCAGCUCUUUCCGGACCCCUGAGACAAAUAUUCGACAGCUACAAGCCCAAGCAGGAUGCAGUCUAUAUUCCUACUCUUAUUCGAGGUGAAGAUCAGGUAUCAAGCCUAUUGACCGCAGCUGGGAGAGUGUACAUGAAGGGUAACCCGGUUAUAUUCUCAGUUAUUAAUGGCCCAGGGAGGGUCCUAACCGAUCUUCCGACAUAUCCAUGGCAGCAUAACCAGAGGUACUGGGAGGAGAGCCGGAUAUCCCAGCGUUGGAGGAGCCGUCAACACCCCCAUCAUGAGAUACUGGGCUCGCGUGUUUACGAGUCGAGUGAUCUAGAGCCCACAUGGAGAAAUUUACUACGUGUGGAACACGUCCCUUGGAUUUGGGAUCAUAGAUUGAACAAAGAAAUUGUAUUCCCAUGUGCGGGAUAUAUUGCCAUGGUUGGAGAGGCAAUCUACCAAGUCUCUGGAUCUCAUGGUUAUUCGAUCAAGAAUCUAUUCAUGAAGACAGCCCUCAGUUUACAAGAUUCCUCGGUGCUAGAACUUGUUACCAGUCUGCGUCCAGUGCAGCUCACUGAUAGCACUGAUUCAAAGUGGUAUGAGUUUACCAUCAGUUCCUGCAACCACAAUGUUUGGCAAAAGCAUUGCACAGGUCGUGUACGACCAGGCGAGGCAGAAUGGCACCAAUGUACAGAACAUAGUGGGCCAUUUAUCAGGCAUGUCGAGUCUGAUCUGUGGUAUGCUGCACUAAGUAGCCGAGGUCUGGAUUAUGGCCCUCGAUUUAAGGGGCUGAAGGAUAUCACAGCAGACCCCGUAAUCCGCCAGGCCGCUGCAACCAUUACUGAUGAUCAAGACCUACACAAUAGUAGGUAUGCUCUCCACCCAGCUGCAAUUGAUCAGUGUUUGCAGCUUUUCAGUGUGGCAUUUACGCAUGGAAUUUCUCGUCAAAUGACCAAACUCAGCAUUCCCAUUUCGAUUGAGAAAAUUUACAUCAGUAAAGGGACCUCGUCAAUGUCUGUCCAGGCCAAAGGGACCAAAAGUUCUAGCAGUAUGGCAAGUGGAGCUGUGUCUAUGAUAUCCGAAAACAAGCCUGUACUGUGGAUACAAGACGCUCAAUUUUUCACUGUCGAUGAUGAGAAGGAAACCGAGCCAAACUCACGCCUGGUGUCUCGAUGCCAGUGGAAGCCCGAUAUUGACUUCUUGCCGGCAACCGAGUUACUACUUGCUCUUCCACCAGAUAUGCGCUCUCGGGACCUAAUUGGGAAAAUCUCCAGCCUGUCGGUUAUCGAGUGUUCAAGUCGAAUAAAACAUUUAAGCACUGAAACCCCACACUUGAUUAAAUAUCAAAAGCAGAUUGUAUCUCAAGCAAAUAGAAUGAGUCAAGGCCGGGAUGAUCUUGUCCCUGAAGGUCCACAAUGGUCGGCUGAUACUUCUGAAGCUCGUUUAGCGAUCAUAGAAUCUUUGAGGCGGGAGUUGGAAAUAGCGUCACCAACGCUGGUAUCCCUGAUCAAUACCUCUCAAAACGUUCUUGACAACUGUGCAAAGAUCAUCGAAGGCAAGAUUAGCGCACUAGAAGUUCUCAUGGAGAAUGAUGGGCUGAAGGACAUAUAUGAUAACGGAUCUAUGUCGGCUGAUUGGUCCAAGUUUCUGCCAUUGCUUGGUCACUCGAACCCAGGCCUGAGAGUGCUAGAAAUCGGCGCCGGGGUGGGAUCGGCUACUGCAAAAGCAUUGCCAAAUCUAAUCCUCCCAGGAGGUACACGUUUGUAUUCCAAAUACACAUUCACGGACAUAUCACCUGGUGUGCUACCAUCAGCAAAGGAAAGAUUCAAGGAUUUUGAAGAAAUUGAAUAUCUAGUACUAGAUAUUACUCGAGAUCCAACGGAGCAGGGCUUUAGUACGGAAAGCUUUGAUUUGAUCAUCGCUUCAAAUGUCCUUCAUGCAACACCAGUGUUGGCUGCAACCCUGAAAAACGUGCGAUCUCUUCUGGUUCCAGGUGGCCGUCUUCUACUAGAAGAACUUUGCCCAGCUAUGCCAUUCUUCGAUUUCGUGAUGGGUGUCUUGCCAGGAUGGUGGCUGGGGGAAGAUGAUGGCCGGACCGCAGCUCCGUAUGUCACUCCUGAACGAUGGGAUCGAGUGCUUCGAGAGAGCGGUUUCACAGGUGUUGAAGCUGCCAUAUAUGACAGUGAGUAUCCGUACCAAUUUGGUGCGGAUAUGAUAUCUCGGCGUAUUGAAGUUUAUCCUCCUAAAGGGGACUUGUAUCUCCUUCACCAUUCCAAGGUCCAUCGUUGGGCAUAUACUGUAGAGUCCCACCUUACUGAGAAGGGCUAUGCGGUUCAUUGGUGCACAUUAGACCAGGUUCCAGCUGGUCAAGUCAUCAUUUCAUUACUGGACUUGGAGACCCCGUUCUUCGACAAUAUCUCUGAGGAAGACUUCCACACAUUCCAGACUUGCAUCUCGACCAAAGGAGACUGCCGGAUUAUAUGGGUAACACAUGGAAGCCAACUUGAGUGUGCGGACCCUAGAUAUGGCCAGGUCCUUGGCCUCGCCCGAACGCUUAGAUUCGAGUUGGAUGUGGACUUUUCUACGUUUGAAAUUGAUAAAUUUGAUGCUAACUCUGCUAUUUCUCUCUGCAAUGUAUUGGAAAAGAUUCAGAGCAGCCGAGAGAAACACUGGUUGGACCCAGAGUAUGAAUUCCUUUUACAAGAUGGCAUUAUACACGUCGGUAGAUUCCAUUGGACACCCCUAGAUGAAGAAAAUACAACGACCAAUGAACCGAACACACCCAGAGUUCUAGAUAUUGGGACAUACGGUUUGUUGGACUCAAUGUCCUGGGCUAAUGGGGAAGAGGCCACAGUUGCAGAGCAGGAGGUUGGAGUAGACAUGAAAUAUGUUGGGCUGAAUUUCAGGGAUAUCAUGACUUCACUAGGAGCUCUGGGUGAUAAAUGCCAGUUUGGGAUGGAGGGUACCGGAAUCAUCUCCAAGGUUGGAUCGGAAGUUAGGGAUCUGCAUGUGGGCCAAAAGGUUCUCAUUGUCACCUCAGGACUGCUUCGUACGUCCAAGGUGGUAUCAGCAAAGCAGUGUAUGUCAAUUCCCGAUGGGUUAUCUUUAGAGGAUGCAACAACAAUGGCAUCGGUAUAUGCUACUGUGAUACUUUCCAUAAUACGCCUUGGGAACCUUCAAAAAGAUCAGUCUAUUUUAAUACAUUCUGCAUGUGGCGGCGUUGGUUUGGCAGCUAUUCAACUCUGUCAGACAAUUGGUGCUGAGAUUUUUGUGACCGUCGGCAAUGAACAGAAACGAAAGUACCUUAUCGAGAACUAUCAAAUCCCCGAGGACCAUAUAUUUGAUUCACGAAGCACCUCAUUCCUCAAAGGUGUCAUGCAACAGACUAAUGGUAGAGGUGUUGAUCUUGUUUUGAACUCUUUAUCUGGAGAGCUGCUGCAUGCCUCCUGGGAAUGCGUUGCAGAACUUGGUCGGAUGAUCGAGAUAGGAAAGCGAGAUAUCUUAGGCCAUGCUCAACUAAGUAUGGAUGGAUUUUCUGCAAAUAGAGCCUAUUUUGGAGUUGAUCUAUUUCGACUUGGUGAGACAAAUGAAAUGGCACUUCGACGGCUAUUCGACGAAGUUAUGGAGUUUUAUCGACAAGGAAAAAUCAAGCCAAUUCGUCCAGUAACCGUGUUUGAGGCCAGUGAAGUUGUUGAUGCUUUCAGGCAUAUGCAAACGGGCAAACAUAUGGGCAAAAUUCUGAUAAAAAUACCAGACAGCCCAACAGACAUACCACACACGCUGGGCUGCAAAAAACCCAUUAUUCUGUCCCCUAAUGGCUCCUAUCUACUUGUAGGUGGGCUUGGGGGACUCGGUCGCGCCAUCACAACGUGGAUGAUUGAAAGGGGAGCUCGGCAUUUCAUUUUCUUGUCUCGAUCGGCGGGAGAAUCUGAUUCGGACAAAGCCUUCUUACAAGAAGUUGCCGCUCAAGAAUGUACUGCUACUAUAGUCAAGGGGAGUGUAGCAGACUUGGAUGACGUAAAACAAGCGUCCACUGUUAGUUUGAAGCCCAUUAUCGGCAUUAUCCACAUGGCGAUGGUCUUGAGGGAUCAAACAUUUGAAAAAAUGACCUACGAUAACUGGAAUACUCCACUUGCUUCCAAAGUGCAAGGAACAUGGAACUUACACAAUGUUUUCAAGGACGCUCCUCUCGAUUUUUUUAUUCUGUUCAGCUCCGUGGUUGCUCUUGGAGGCAACACCGGCCAGGCCAACUAUACCACAGCAAAUGCCUUCUUGGAUACCUUCGUACGCUACCGCAAAUCUAUGAAUCUACCGGCUUGGGCUAUCAAUAUCGGUUUCAUGCAGGGCAUUGGCUAUGCUAGCCAGAACUCCAAACUUGUGGACAAAGCGCUUGCAAACUCGAUACAAAUGGUGGAUGAAUCCUACCUCUUCGAUGCUUUACAGGCGGCUAUGUCAAAAUCGAAGGGCGCCGGGUCAGGCCAGUUUGCUAUAGGGCUAGGUACCUCAAAGCCUCCUUCUGACUUCAAAGCUCAGCCGUUAUGGCGGUUAGAUGCUCGGUUUACCAUGUAUCAAAACCUCCAAACGCGGGUUGACAAGCCAGGCACUAUUACUGCGGCAGAUCUCAAAGACUUGAUUGAAGACGUCAAGAAGGACCCAACCAUUUUAGACACGCCGGAGACCGAAGAAAAGAUUGCAAAGGAGUUGAGGAUAUUGAUUGGCUCACGUGUGGGCCAUGAUGAGGAUAGGGAUAAACAAGAAAUCGACAAUAUGGCCAUUGACUCCCUGAUGACGAUAGAGAUUAGAAGCUGGUUCCGUCGAAACUUAUCCCUGGACAUUCCGCUAAUGGAGAUCUCAAAUGCUAAGACCGUUGGAGGCCUCACAGCGACUACCUUAAAUGCUCUGCGCUCCAAAUACCAGCCCCAAGCCUCGGAAGAAGAUAGAGAGGAUAGUGGCACAUCUGAGCACGAAGCCUCAGAGGUUCAGAUCUUGGAGGCUGAUACACAGUUAGGUAUCAAGUUGCGACCCAUUCCAGGACCAAUUAUCGAUUGGAAGGGUGAGUCCGAAGGUCGGGUAUUCCUGACCGGAGCCACCGGUUUUGUCGGGGCAUCCAUGCUUGCAUCACUCCUUGAUCAGUCGUAUGUCAAAACGGUUGCUUGCCUUGUGCGAGCCAAAGACGAAGACGCAGGAAGAGAACGCAUUGAGGAAACUCUCAAAAAAUACGGCAUCCAACGAGAACUUGGUGAGAGACUUAUAGCUGUCCCGGGAGAUUUGUGUAGUCCAACACUAGGCCUUGACAAAAGGAGAUUUGAGGAGCUAUCGGGGUGGGCAAGUGUUGUCUUCCACCUUGCCGCCCAAGUGAACUAUCUCCAGCCCUAUUCUGCCCACCGCGAAGUCAACCCGCUUGGAACGUUUAAUAUGCUUCGGUUUGCCACGAACAAACGGCCAAUAACUCUUCAUUAUAGCUCAAGCCUUUCGGCAUGCGGGCUAAACGCUUAUGUUGGUAAACAGCUCAUUCCAGAAGAUGAGAAGCCGACUGUUGACCUAGACGAUACUGGCCCUAAGAGCGGAUACUCACAGAGCAAGUAUGCUGCGGAGAUGAUAUUAUGGAACGCUAUAUCUAAUGGUAUCCCCGUAUCCAUUUAUCGCCUUGGCCUGGUUCUAGGACAUAGCGUUACUGGUAUUGGCAGCACCGACGAUGCUAUCUACAGGCUGAUGUCCAGUUGCAUCCAGCUUGGAAGCUAUCCCAUUGCACCUAAACAGCGCAACCAGUUUGUCCCAGUGGACUUUGUGAUUUCGUGUCUCCUAGAAAUUUCUGCGUCCAUGGAGAAUAUUGGCCACGCCUACAAUGUUAUGCAGCCAGACCAGGAUGCAGUGGCUGACUUCCCAGCAAUAUUCGACAUGCUGAGUCAAUCCUGUCCCUUCCCGCUGCGGCCUAUUCCAUACGAGGACUGGGUUCAAGCUCUUACCAAGCUGCAAACCACCGGAAUGAACGUGUUCCUGACAACUAUGGAGGAUCGAGACCAUCAACGCCAUACCGUCUGGUGGGACAUAACGGCGGAAUCGUAUUCCUAUGGCACUGGCAAUUUGCGUCGAGCACUGGCACACCGUCCAGAUAUCCUGCAGCUUCCCACAAUAGAUAAAUUGAUGAAGACGUGGUCAGCUCAGUGGAUAGAGGGAGCUAGCGCAGGCAGCAAGCCGACGCCACCAACCAAGCGUGCCGAGAACAUCUAA